This is a messenger RNA of Moneuplotes crassus, 1987 nucleotides long. Lineage: Eukaryota; Ciliophora; Spirotrichea; Euplotida; Euplotidae. The record is from the annotation of a GenBank genome assembly.
AUUUAAACGAGAAUAUGGACUUUAAUAACCAGAGGACCUAUUCAGUGCCAAAGUAUGGCACUUCGCCAAUAAAGGCGACUAAUAAGUCAGCCCAGUUAUUUGAGCUGUGUGAUGAGUACUUUGAAAAACUUGAUAAAGAGAAAGUUGAGGAUAAGAUAGACCAAGUUCAAGAUGUGCUUGAAGAGACACCUUCUGGUCUUCCAGAGAUUCCUUCACAGCAUUACACAGAGUACUUUCUUCGCCAAAAGCAUGAGCUUUCGGGCUUGCCUUCUCCUUGAGAUGACCCGAUUGGUUUUGGUGUCUUCAAAAGUAUAUAACCCAAAUCUCCAGACUCUUCAAUCACGAUAUUUUCACCAUCCAAGAAAUCGAUGAAGCCAAAAAUCCUUUUAAGCAGCUAAAUAAAGACAUUUCUUCCGAAAUCAAGCACUUCCAAACAGACCUUGCCAGGCAGCAGAGAGAGAACAGAACGAUGAUGAAGAAAAUAUAGAGGCAGAGACAGCUGCUAAGUCUUCAUUAGAGAACGGAUCUAUGCUACCUACGAAGAAACCUUCCAAAACUGAAUUAGAUUACUUGAAGUCGUCGAUUGAGAAUCUUGAGGUGAAGCAGAUCGCUGAGAGUUGAGUCAAGGUUUACUCUAGAAGGCCAAUUGAGACUCAGAAAAGAGGUUCGAAAGUAGAGUAUGAGUACAAAAUGAUCUUUGAUGAAUCCAUCAGGCUGCCACCCCUCUGGAUUGACCAAGCCACUUUAGAGUUUCUCCAUAAGAACAGGGAGGAAGUCACUAAAAAGACUAAAAAUACUCAGAAAAACCCCAUCCGCAAGAAAAGGGACAAAAAGGGAUAUUCAAAGAAGACUGAGGAUAAGAACACAGAGUAUGGAUUUUGCCACCAGUGAAAGAAGAGCAAGCCAAUCAUGAAUCUCGCUCAAUGCAGUUAUAACUCGGCUAAUUUUGGCCAUGCAAUGCCUAGCUUUAUUAAAGUGAAGAAUAUCAAGGCUUAUAAUGUAGAGCCAUAUAACACUCAGGCUAUAAACUAUGUCAUUAAAACCCAACUGCCGAGUUCUAAAUACAAAGGAGGGAAUAAAGAAAAUGCUGCUGACUCCUCUGGUCAAGAUGAGGAAGAGCCCCAGAUAGAGACCAAAGCAGGACCUCAAAAUAAUGAGAAUUUUGAGUACCAUGAGUGUAACAGAAUGUUCUGCAGUUUCUGACUUAAGUAUAAUUAUGACCUCUCCUUGGAUGACCUUGAAAAGCAUUGGCUGUGACCCUUUUGCAAAGGAGUUUGUGUCUGCACCAGAUGUUCAAGACAAGACCAAAUAGUUCAAAUGAAAGCUCUCCUAUUUGCAGAAGGAGGAAACCUUGAUAAUUUAUAUAAUUCUCGCAACAAGAUUCAUCACAUCAUUGCUGAAAAUUAUUGCAGAUCUGAAAAAUUGAUGUAUGAUAUGACAGAUAAGAACUUCACUCCUCCUUCCCCAAUAAGGCCAGUACGAAGGAGCCCAAAUCUAGAUUUUGCUUGUAAAACUACUGCUUCAGUGGGGCCUAGCCCAGAUUCAUCGCACGAUGACUCUGAUCUACAAGCUCUUGUUACAAAAAGGGAUGAGUUGCUUUCAGAUUUGCGCUCAGCUGUUGAAAUUUCUAAUCAAUUCUCAAAAUCUUCACUGAAAGCACUCUCUGCAAAGCCUACUUCCACAGCUAAAAACAGCUUGGGCCAGGAGAAUCAUGGCCAGGCUAAAUCCAGAUCUAGCAAGGAAACUAGAUCAACCAGGAAGAAUGCCCAUAAAGGAAACAUGAAGUUAAGGAAAAAGAGAUAAGAAGCAGCCAAUCAUUAUUGUAGGAACUGCUUUUAACGACUAUGUUCAUACAUGAUAUCUAAUUCAUCUCUAAAAAGCAGUGACUGAAAUUACUCUAUAGAUCAAAAUUACUUAUAUGCGUUUUACUUUGAAAAGACUCGAAGAGGAUCAGAUUAAGAGCUAAUUGAUCAGGUAAGGAAUUCAC